Messenger RNA from Colletes gigas, 2191 nucleotides. RefSeq names its product serine--tRNA synthetase-like protein Slimp (gene Slimp). Lineage: Eukaryota; Metazoa; Arthropoda; Insecta; Hymenoptera; Colletidae. The record is from RefSeq and is a predicted model, not a curated record. Gene Ontology annotation, biological process: seryl-tRNA aminoacylation. Gene Ontology annotation, cellular component: mitochondrion. Bases 1 to 1449 code for a protein of 482 amino acids. Gene Ontology annotation, molecular function: ATP binding; serine-tRNA ligase activity; tRNA binding. The transcript has 2 exons.
AUGGUAAAUUAUUUACGAUACUUCCUUUCACGUAUCGUGCACAAUGGUUUAAAGUAUGGCACUUUAAAAUAUGCUAGCGUGCCAUUGAGUUUUGAUAGAAAAUACAGUUCUGCAUUAUUUAUUUCUGGCAGAAAAGGCACAGAAUGUUUUUCAUUUUUAACACCAUAUUUGGAUUUUGACAAUAAAUUGACAGACAUUGACAAGUUACAAAAAGAUUUAACUUCUCGAGGACUAAACGUGAAUGCCGAGGAUGUUAAGAGAAUGUGGGAAUUCUACAAAUUAUUAAACGCUGAUAAAUCUAGAUUAGAGUCAAAAUCUUUAGAGUUAAUAAAACAAAUGAAAUCAUUAUCCGGGAAGACGGAUUUAACCAUCGAAGAACAGUUAGAAUUUAAUAAAUUAACUGUCCAAUCUAAAACGUUGAAGCAAGACUUAAAAAACAUUAAAGAAGUCUUAUGGGACUUGAGCGAGAGUGUAAUAGAAAAAUUAUUGAAAUUACCAAACGAUGUGGAUGAAAGAACACCGCUUCAAUCCCCUGUAAUAUUGAAACGUACCGGUACAUUGCAUGAAUUCUCGGACACAGGAGAUAAGAAAAGUCAUGUUGAAAUUGGAAGGAGCCUUGGUUUAUUGGAAUAUAAAAGUCCUAUGCUCUACUAUCUAUGUAAUGAUGCAGCUCUUUUCGAACUUGGCGUAUUAGAUUAUGCAGGAAAAAUAUUCAGCGCGGAUGAUAUGAUCAGAUUAACUGGCGCUGAUUUCAGUCGCAGUUUGGUGGUGGAAGGUUCUGGUUUGAAUCACGAGGAUCCAUCGGAUGCCUUUGUAAUAGAUAAUUGUAGCGAAAUAGAAGAACACUCCCCAAAUCGUAUGCAUCUUGUUGGAAGCGCAAGUUUAGUUGCAGUUUUAGCUAUGCAUGCAAAACAAUUGAUAAAUCCACUUCAUUUUCCGAUAAAAUAUUUUUCUACCGGGAGACAAUACACUCCUUUCCGACCAGGCUCUACACCACUUGGUUUGUUCACCGUGUGCCAGGCAUCUGCCGCACACGCCUUCGUAUUAGUCAAAGACAUGAACAGCCAAGAGUAUCAUACUCAGUUCGAAACAUUGUUGAAUACUGUUUGUCAAUUGUACGACAAUAUAUGCGAUCAUUAUCAAAUUGUCAUGAGACCUGCAUCAGAAUUGCGACCUUGGGAAUCGAUGCGCGUGUCUUUCGAGUUGUGGUCAGUAUUUUCAAAACAAUACAUAGAGGUUGGCCAUAUCUCUGUAUGUGGUAACUAUUUUAGUAAAAGAUUACUGAUCGCGUAUCAGACACCGACCGGAAGAGAUUUUCCUUCCGUGAUAUCUGGCACCGUGUUAUCAGUACCACGUCUUCUAGGAUGUUUAUUGGAGCAAAAUUCCGAAAAAUUUAUUGUUCCGCCGAAAAUCGCGGAACACAUGCCUAUGGGUCAACCUAUAGUUUAAAAUUAGGAAACGAAUUUCUAAAUAACAAAAUGCUUUCAAAAUUUUUACAUCCUUUGUACAUAAUUUAUGUAUUGUUUUUUAAGUGGACGUAAUUUGGUUUCACUACUUCGGAUACCUUUCAUUUAUUUUUGUAGAAUUCUAUGUAUGUAUUUUGCUAGAAUAAAUAUUUAUGAUACAUGAACGAAUAUCAAAUAAAUACAGCGAUGCUGUCGGAGUUUUUUUUUGAACUGGUUUUCUGCUUUUCAAAUCUACCGUGAGACAUCUUUAUCUUACUCGCGCUCUUUUGAAAGAGACACUCGGGAUGUCCUGGAAUAUUUACCCUACACCCCUUUCAAUUUUAGACAGUUUUGACUCGAACGUCGGCUAAUAUCCAAGGCAAAAAAGUGAAAGAUUAGCAUUUACCAUGGGUGCACCAGAGUUCGGGAAGUUGCCAGUUCGGAUACGAAGAAUCGUGUAUUACACUUUAUCAUCAAUGGAACAACGUUUUUGGGCAAAGUCAGUAUCGCACGGCAUACCAAAUUUGUUUUGGCGAAUGUUACGGAUUCUUCCGGAAAUUACACCAGGUAUGAUGAACUGGCAAAGAGAGGUUGUACCGUGGGAUUACCGAUUUUAUUCAAACUUUUUCUGUUGAUUUUACAGUAGGAAUAAAUAGACACAUUAACAUUUAAUUGUUGAAUUUCUCUAUAUAUUAUUUGUAUAACUUUUACAAAAUGUUCACAUUGCCGGAAAUGUACAUGUUUGU